Vicia villosa (hairy vetch) is the source of this 930-nucleotide messenger RNA. RefSeq names its product protein MAIN-LIKE 1-like. Bases 1 to 930 code for a protein of 309 amino acids. The transcript has 3 exons. The record is from RefSeq and is a predicted model, not a curated record. NCBI's taxonomy places the organism in Eukaryota, Viridiplantae, Streptophyta, Magnoliopsida, Fabales, Fabaceae. Gene Ontology annotation, biological process: meristem maintenance; meristem development.
AUGACGGGUGAUACAGGAUCUACUGUGCCACUUCCGACGGGACACGGGGAUGAGCCGGUGCCAGAGCCUAUCUGGUAUCCUGGGGGUCCUAUAGACGCAUCCCUUUUGACAGGAUAUGCAGAUCAUGCAGCUAGGCGUAUAUGGAAUGGAGAGGAUAGGGAUCCACAGAGGUUCUACAACCACGGCCGGAAGAUUGCGGGUCUUGUGCAGCCUGACGAGUCGUGGUUCCAGGAUGUACUCUCAGCUUCUGGCCUGAGAGAUCUCUGUCAGGUGGGCUACACGACGAUACAUAAUGGGAUGCUGAUGGCAUUUGCCGAGAGAUGGCAUCCAGAGGUUUCCUCAUUUCAUCUUCCUCGCGGCGAGAUUACCAUCACUCUAGAUGAUGUGACAUGCCUCCUGCAUCUACCUAUCAGGGGUAUCCUCCUUAGUCACGGUAGGCUGACGAAGGAGAAAGCGAUGGAGAUAUUGAUUGUUGAGCUAGGGUACGAUCUGGAUGACGCACUUGAUAAGGUGGAGAGGUCCCGCGAGGCGCAUGUGAGGUUUCGCACCUUGGAAAGGUUAUAUGACAUAGAGCUUCUUGCGGCACAUCAGGCUGCUGGCGUCGAGGUGGAGGCCGAUAUACAUAGAGAGCGGGCGCUGAGAUGUUACCUCUUAUAUUUAAUAGGCACUCACCUCUUUGUGGACACGAGCUCGACGUACACAGACGUCGUCUAUCUGAGGUACUUACCGGAUAAAACACGAAUCCAUGAGUACAAUUGGGGAGCGGUUGUACUGGCGUACAGUUACUACAAAUUAGGAGAGGGAUGCCUGUGGAAGGCAAGGACUGUGGCAGACAUAAUUGGCUGGGGAGAGGUGCCUACCUACACUAAGCUCAUGCUGCGAGCUAGUACAUUCAGCCCCCUCAGAGGGAACCAUGUGUCAGAUGCUUAA